CCCUACCGCACAGUUGUGUGCUUCUUAAAUAAAUUUCGGAUCUUUCCUCCUCUCUAUGAAAUAAGGUCGUCGUGAUUUGGCUGAACCGAAACUGAUUACAUGAUCAUGGAGAAGAUCCUUACUCCGUACGAAAAGCAGUACAUGAGAGUGGCUAUCCUCAAACACGAGGAAACUUUCAAGCGUCAGGUAUACGAACUUCACCGUUUAUACCAAGUUCAGAAGAUGCUGAUGAAGAACAUGGAGACCAAACAAGAACUACGAAGACAGGAUAACAUUGUAAAAACCGGUAUUGGGUUCAUCAGAGCAGUGGGCGAAGACGACGCCGAGCUCUGCGACGUUUUUAGAGGGGAUUUAAGGAGAUUAGAUUUGGACAACAUGGGUGGAUCGGAUGUAGAGAAUAUAGACGAGAGUGAGAUUGAACUGACACUUGGACCUGCAUGUUACGGUCGUCCGAGGAAGAAAAAAUCGUCCGGAGAUUCAGAUUCUGGCCGUCGUAGUUUGUCGUCGUCGACGUCCACGGGGUCUAGCGACAAUCGAGGAAACAAUGAAAGGCUGAUGAGGCCGCAACCAUGGCUUCAAAUAAUGAGUUUGAAUGUUACUCGAUGAUCAUUGCUUUCUGGACUUCGUAUUAACAUAAAUACUGAUUUGAAUGUAAUGGGUUUGCUUUUGAACAUUUCUUCCGGAAGUUUUAUUAGAAUUUUAAAAC
This is a messenger RNA of Tarenaya hassleriana, 706 nucleotides long. RefSeq lists its product as uncharacterized. The record is from RefSeq and is a predicted model, not a curated record. Lineage: Eukaryota; Viridiplantae; Streptophyta; Magnoliopsida; Brassicales; Cleomaceae. The transcript is spliced from 2 exons. The coding region runs from base 100 to 606 and encodes 168 amino acids.